Messenger RNA from Neofelis nebulosa (Clouded leopard), 8462 nucleotides. RefSeq names its product adhesion G protein-coupled receptor L1 (gene ADGRL1). Gene Ontology annotation, cellular component: presynaptic membrane; axon; postsynaptic density. Bases 1016 to 5323 code for a protein of 1435 amino acids. Lineage: Eukaryota; Metazoa; Chordata; Mammalia; Carnivora; Felidae. The transcript is spliced from 24 exons. Gene Ontology annotation, molecular function: G protein-coupled receptor activity; carbohydrate binding; latrotoxin receptor activity. The record is from RefSeq and is a predicted model, not a curated record. Gene Ontology annotation, biological process: heterophilic cell-cell adhesion; cell surface receptor signaling pathway; adenylate cyclase-activating G protein-coupled receptor signaling pathway.
GCCCGCCGCCCCCCUCCCGGAGCGGGUGCGUCGGGGAGAGGGGCGAGCAGGCGGCUUGUCAUUGCUGGUGCCCGGCGCCGGCUCGGUCCGCGCGUCCUGCGGUGCCCACGGGCCCGGCCCGGCGCCCCCCCCCCCCUCCGGCCGCCCCGGGGGCGCGACGCCGCCGCGCCCGCCUCCAGCCGCGCCCCCCCAGCUCCGCGCCGCCCGCCCCCAACCCGAGCCCCCCGCGGCCACUGCGGGGAGCCCGAGCCGUCGGCGCGGGAGCUGUUGGCGCUGCGGCGCCUCCGCCCCGCCGUCUGCCGAGGAGGCCCCGGCGGAUGGGGCCGAGCGGGCCCCGGAGCGGCGCCGCCGGGCGGCGGGGGGCUGCAGGGGCGCCCCGGCUGGCCCGUUAACCCCUCGGCCGCCGCCGCCGCCGCCGCCGCCGUCGUCGGAGGGGGCUGGGAAGUCGCCUGGGCGCACACGUGCCGCCUCCGUCGGGGCCGCGGAGCUGCGGGGGAGAUGCGGGCCGCUGUCGGCGCCGCCUCGGGGGGCUCCGCCUCGCCCCAGCCCCCGGAGCUCUGACGCCGCCGCCCCCGCCCCGCCGCCUCCGCCGCCUCCCUCUCCGGGAGGGGUGCAGACCCGCUCGCCCCCAGCCCCGAGCCUCUGCCGCCGCGAGGGGGCCGCCUUUGGAGCUGUAUAAUCCGUUUUUUUUUUCUUUUUUAAUUUUUUUUUUUUUUUUUUUUUUUUUUUUUUUUAAUUUUUGGUUAGUGGCGGCGGUGCUGGGCCGGGGGAAGGAGGGGACACGGAGGCCGCCCUCGCCCCGCCACCCCUCACCCUUUUCCCCCCCGCCCCGGUUCCGGGAGAUGUGCCGGGCGGGGGGCCGGGGUUCGCGGAGCCGCAGGAGAGACGCGCAGGGCCGACCCCGGAGCGGCGCUGGACAGGCUGGUGGGCCAGGCCGUGGUGCCCACCUGCUGAUGCGGGGCAAGGCCCCCCGCAUAGGACACUGAGAGCCCCGGACCCGCCCCUGGCCGCCGCCAUGGCCCGCCUGGCCGCUGUGCUGUGGAGUCUCUGCAUCACCGCCGUCCUGGUCGCCUCGGCCACCCAAGGCCUGAGCCGGGCUGGGCUCCCGUUCGGGCUGAUGCGCCGGGAGCUGGCGUGCGAAGGCUAUCCCAUCGAGCUGCGGUGCCCAGGCAGCGACGUCAUCAUGGUGGAGAACGCCAACUAUGGGCGCACAGACGACAAGAUCUGUGACGCCGACCCUUUCCAGAUGGAGAACGUGCAGUGCUACCUGCCUGAUGCCUUCAAGAUCAUGUCACAGAGGUGUAACAACCGCACCCAGUGCGUGGUGGUUGCCGGCUCUGACGCCUUUCCCGACCCCUGUCCUGGGACCUACAAGUACCUGGAGGUGCAGUACGACUGUGUCCCCUACAUAGAAGUGGAGCAGAAAGUCUUCGUGUGCCCAGGGACCCUGCAGAAGGUGUUGGAGCCCACCUCCACGCACGAGUCGGAACACCAGUCUGGCGCCUGGUGCAAGGACCCGCUGCAGGCGGGCGACCGUAUCUACGUCAUGCCCUGGAUCCCCUACCGCACGGACACGCUGACCGAGUACGCCUCGUGGGAGGACUACGUGGCCGCGCGCCACACCACCACCUACCGCCUGCCCAACCGCGUGGACGGCACGGGCUUCGUGGUCUACGACGGCGCCGUCUUCUACAACAAGGAGCGCACGCGCAACAUCGUCAAGUACGACCUGCGCACGCGCAUCAAGAGCGGGGAGACGGUCAUCAACACGGCCAACUACCACGACACCUCGCCCUACCGCUGGGGGGGCAAGACCGACAUCGACCUAGCUGUGGACGAGAACGGGCUGUGGGUCAUUUACGCCACCGAGGGCAACAACGGGCGCCUGGUGGUGAGCCAGCUCAACCCCUACACGCUGCGUUUCGAGGGCACGUGGGAGACCGGCUACGACAAGCGCUCGGCGUCCAACGCCUUCAUGGUGUGCGGGGUCCUGUACGUGCUGCGCUCCGUGUACGUGGACGACGACAGCGAGGCGGCGGGCAACCGCGUGGACUACGCCUUCAACACCAACGCCAACCGCGAGGAGCCCGUGAGCCUGGCCUUCCCCAACCCCUACCAGUUCGUCUCCUCCGUGGACUACAACCCUCGCGACAACCAGCUUUACGUCUGGAACAACUAUUUUGUGGUGCGCUACAGCCUGGAGUUCGGGCCGCCCGACCCCAGUGCGGGCCCAGCCACUUCCCCACCUGUCAGCACGACCACCACAGCCCGACCCACACCCCUCACCAGCACGGCCUCGCCCGCAGCUACCACCCCGCUCCGCCGGGUGCCCCUCACCACACACCCUGUGGGUGCCAUCAACCAGCUGGGACCUGACCUGCCUCCAGCCACAGCCCCAGCUCCCAGCACCCGGCGGCCCCCAGCCCCCAACCUGCACGUGUCCCCAGAGCUCUUCUGUGAACCUAGAGAGGUGCGGCGGGUCCAGUGGCCGGCCACCCAGCAGGGCAUGCUGGUGGAGAGGCCCUGCCCCAAGGGGACCCGAGGAAUUGCCUCCUUCCAGUGUCUACCAGCCCUGGGGCUCUGGAACCCCCGGGGCCCUGACCUCAGCAACUGCACCUCCCCCUGGGUCAACCAGGUGGCCCAGAAGAUCAAGAGUGGGGAGAAUGCAGCCAACAUUGCCAGUGAGCUAGCCCGUCACACCCGAGGCUCCAUCUAUGCGGGUGACGUGUCCUCCUCCGUGAAGCUGAUGGAGCAGCUGCUGGAUAUUCUGGACGCCCAGCUGCAGGCCUUGCGGCCCAUUGAGCGCGAGUCAGCUGGCAAGAACUACAACAAGAUGCACAAGCGGGAGAGAACCUGCAAAGACUACAUCAAGGCUGUGGUAGAGACUGUGGACAACCUGCUGCGGCCAGAGGCUCUGGAAUCCUGGAAGGACAUGAAUGCUACGGAGCAGGUGCACACAGCCACCAUGCUCUUGGAUGUCCUGGAGGAGGGUGCCUUCCUGCUGGCCGACAAUGUCAGGGAGCCCGCCCGCUUCCUGGCUGCCAAGCAGAAUGUGGUCCUGGAGGUGACAGUCCUCAACACCGAGGGCCAAGUGCAGGAGCUGGUGUUCCCCCAGGAGUACCCAAGCGAGAACUCCAUCCAGCUGUCCGCCAAUACCAUCAAGCAGAACAGCCGCAACGGUGUAGUCAAAGUCGUUUUCAUCCUCUACAACAACCUGGGUCUCUUCCUGUCCACCGAGAACGCCACAGUGAAGCUGGCAGGUGAAGCAGGUACAGGUGGCCCAGGCGGCGCCUCCCUGGUGGUGAAUUCGCAGGUCAUCGCGGCGUCCAUCAACAAGGAGUCCAGUCGAGUCUUUCUCAUGGACCCGGUCAUCUUCACCGUGGCCCACCUGGAGGCCAAGAACCACUUCAAUGCUAACUGCUCCUUCUGGAACUACUCGGAGCGUUCCAUGCUGGGCUACUGGUCAACCCAGGGCUGCCGCCUGGUGGAGUCCAACAAGACCCACACCACGUGUGCCUGCAGCCACCUCACCAACUUCGCCGUGCUGAUGGCCCACCACGAGAUCACCGACCGCAACACCAUCCACAAGAACCUGUGCAUCAACCUCUUCCUGGCUGAGCUGCUCUUCCUGGUGGGGAUCGACAAGACUCAGUAUGAGAUCGCCUGCCCCAUCUUCGCUGGCUUGCUGCACUACUUCUUCCUGGCCGCCUUCUCCUGGCUGUGCCUGGAGGGCGUGCACCUCUAUCUGCUGCUGGUCGAAGUGUUUGAGAGCGAGUACUCCCGUACCAAGUACUACUACUUGGGGGGCUACUGCUUCCCGGCACUGGUGGUGGGCAUCGCGGCUGCCAUCGACUACCGCAGCUAUGGCACCGAGAAGGCCUGCUGGCUCCGAGUGGACAAUUAUUUCAUCUGGAGCUUCAUCGGGCCAGUCUCCUUUGUUAUCGUGGUGAACCUGGUGUUCCUCAUGGUGACCCUGCACAAGAUGAUCCGGAGCUCAUCUGUGCUCAAGCCCGACUCCAGUCGCCUCGACAACAUUAAAUCCUGGGCCCUGGGGGCCAUCGCGCUGCUCUUCCUGCUGGGUCUCACUUGGGCUUUCGGCCUGCUCUUCAUCAAUAAGGAGUCGGUGGUCAUGGCCUAUCUCUUCACCACUUUCAACGCCUUCCAGGGGGUCUUCAUCUUUGUCUUUCACUGCGCCUUACAAAAGAAGGUGCACAAGGAGUACAGCAAGUGCCUGCGUCACUCCUACUGCUGCAUCCGCUCCCCCCCCGGGGGCGCUCACGGCUCACUGAAGACCUCAGCCAUGCGGAGCAACACCCGCUACUACACAGGGACCCAGAGCCGAAUCCGGAGGAUGUGGAACGACACCGUGAGGAAACAGACGGAGUCCUCCUUCAUGGCAGGCGACAUCAACAGUACCCCCACCCUGAACAGAGGUACCAUGGGGAACCACCUGCUGACCAACCCCGUGCUACAGCCCCGUGGGGGCACCAGCCCCUACAACACCCUCAUUGCUGAGUCGGUGGGCUUCAAUCCCUCCUCGCCCCCUGUCUUCAACUCCCCAGGGAGCUACCGGGAACCCAAGCACCCUCUGGGAGGCCGGGAAGCCUGUGGCAUGGACACACUGCCCCUCAAUGGCAAUUUCAACAACAGUUACUCCUUGCGAAGUGGGGAUUUCCCUCCAGGGGAUGGGGCCUCCGAGCCACCCCGAGGCCGGAACCUGGCCGACGCUGCUGCCUUCGAGAAGAUGAUCAUCUCAGAGCUGGUACACAACAACCUGCGGGGCGGCAGCAGCGGGGCCAAGGGCCCUCCACCACCCGAACCCCCCGUGCCACCUGUGCCAGGGGGCGGUGGCGAGGAAGAAGCAGGCGGGCCCGGGGGUGCUGACCGGGCAGAGAUCGAACUUCUCUACAAGGCCCUGGAGGAGCCGCUGCUGCUGCCCCGGGCCCAGUCGGUGCUGUACCAGAGCGAUCUGGAUGAGUCGGAGAGCUGCACUGCGGAGGAUGGGGCCACCAGCCGGCCCCUCUCCUCCCCUCCGGGCCGGGACUCCCUCUAUGCCAGCGGGGCCAACCUGCGGGACUCGCCCUCCUACCCGGACAGCAGCCCCGAGGGGCCCAGCGAGGCCCUCCCACCACCCCCGCCUGCGCCCCCCGGCCCCCCUGAAAUCUACUACACCUCGCGCCCACCGGCCCUGGUGGCCCGGAACCCCCUGCAGGGCUACUACCAGGUGCGGCGGCCCAGCCACGAGGGCUACCUGGCAGCCCCAGGCCUCGAGGGGCCAGGGCCCGAUGGGGAUGGGCAGAUGCAGCUGGUCACCAGUCUCUGAGGGACCUCACGGACCAGGGGCUGGUGGCCCAGGCCAGGGAGGGAACCCUGGGUGGGGCUCUGGUGGGAGAGGGAGACUCACGGAGGCAGUGGCUGGUGGGCCACUCUCUCCAAGCACCCGUCGGCCGUGGGCCCUCUAGGCCCCUCAGGAGUUCUGCCAUGGGGGCCUGUGGUGCAGGGUUCACAGACAGGGUUUCCUACCAGCCACGUGCACCAGCUCGAAUUGGGGGAAGUGCAGUGAGGAGAAGCCAAGAGGUCCCCAAGGGAGUAAGGAAGGAGAAAUUGGAUGGGUGCAGCCCACUCUCUACUUCCCCCUCUCCCCUACCUUCCUACCCCCUGGAGGGAAACGAGGGCUUUGGUCUCCUUGGGCCAAGGGCCCUGCUGAAUGGAACCUGUCCGCUGCUCCUCUUUCUGCAUCUGGAAAUGCUGCCAGCUGCACCAGGAAGGAGCAGUGGGAGCAGACAGACAGGUUCCUCCUGCACUAGUUCCCUGCUCCUUGGAGACUGGGGCCUCUGGCCCAAGAGAAGGCCCCAGGGCAGGCGGAACGGGCAGUUGUGGCUGCUGGUUUAAAGGUGGAACUUUCUCCGAAGCUCCUUCCCUCCUCUGCUCUUCAUCCUUGCCUCCCCAGCAAGCCUGCCCAUCAGCCUCCUCAAGUGCACCCAGUGACCCCCUCCCUUGGGGUGACUCCUGAUGAAGCACAACUCCCCGCAGGGCCCCCAGCCCACAGGGGUGGCCAUAUUUGGGCAGUUCCCAGUCCUGUGGGCUCGGCUAACUGGGGAGCAGAUUUUGGGUCUGGAUCUCCCUGGGGAGUGGGUCCUGGGCUUGGAUCUUUCCCUAGGGGGCCAUCUUACCCCUUCCUCUCUCCUCCUCCUCCCCCAUUGCUGUAAAUAUUUCAACGAAAUGAAAAAGACAAAAAAAAAAAAAAAAAAAGACAAAAAAAAAAAAAAAAAAGGAAAAGAAAAUCUCAUCACUUGAAGCCACCGGGAGCCUGUGGCCCAGCCAGCCCGGGGCUUUCUCCGGAGCAGAGUGGCGCCGCCGGGCCCUGGCAGCCAGGACUUCUCCGUGUAUGUGUGCAUCCCCAGCCGGGGUGGGCGGGCCGCCAGAGCAGCUUUUUACAAUCCAGAGACAGAAAACAAAAUCUAGAAGCAACAGCGAAACAAAGAACCUGUUUCCUUCCCGGCACUGUUUCUGUCGCCUCUUUCCCUGCUCCGCCUGUCCCUGGCCUCAGUCAGCCCUCCUGGGGCGUGUACCUCACUGCCUGCCCCAGGACCGGGGCCUGUCUCCCCCUCCCCUCCCCACUGGCCCGGGGGAGACACCCUCACACCCAAAGAUGCUUUUGCCAAGAUGGCUGCGCUGUCCCUUUGAGUUCCUGCUUCUUGUAUAUUGCUUCUGGGACUCUGGGCCGAGGAAGAAGGGACUGAUUUCCCACCUAGAGAGGUUGAUGGGGGAAGGAAAGUGGAGGCAGCAAGUGGUGGGUGUGACCGGGAGGCUAGGAGUGGUGAAGUUGUCUUCUCUCUUGAGGGGGGUGGGGAGGGUAUGCAAAGGUGAGAGAUCACCUUCCCUCCCCUACACCCUCCUGCAGGGGACACAGAGCCAAGUACCAGGGCCUGCAGUCAGGACACCUUUGUAUUGGGGGCUCUACCCCCAACCUAUAGACUCUGGAAGCUUCAGGCUGGGGAUGUCUCCUGAGUACCUCUUCCAGCACCCUCCUCUCCAGCCUCUCACCCUGGCCUCCCCUGCCCCAACUCUUUGAGGGUAGGGUAGUUCCAUUGCCACACUAGCCCAGCCCUAUCAUUGCCAUUCUCCCAGGGGUGGCCCUCCACCCCUAUUCUGGCCCCCUUCUUGUCUCUUUUGCCCCUCUCUCUUUUCUCACAAGUGCCAUGAGUUUUCAAACAUCUUCGGGUCUCAGCCUGCUGCUGCCAUAAACUUCUUUGGGUUAAGGGGGUGGGGGUGGGGGGGAAGGCUCUAGGGAGGAACUAGGGGAAAGGGACAGGUAGGUGGCUGGAAGAACCCUUUUUGCUGCUAGAAAGUCCCUCCCUUCUCCUGGGGAGCUGGGGCUGGCUUGUCCCCAUCAGUUAGGGGAGAAGGGGUCAGACCAAAGAUGGUGGUUUGUCCCAUGUAGGGAGACAGGUGUGGGGAGAAGGCAGGUUUGGGUUCCAUAUCUGGCUUUUCGGUAGGAAGGCUUAACCUCAUUCAGCAGAAGAACAUGGGUAAGUCUGGAUGGGGAAGAGAGAAGUAUAGGGACAGUCUUGCCCAGACAGCUCUGUGGCCUUCCUUGGUAUCACUAGGCCAGGAACUCCACUUAGGAAGGGGCAGUUAGAGGUCUGUGAAGAGCUGGCAAGACAGGAGGGACAAUGGAGGAGUUGGCCAGGCGUCAGUCAAGCCAGAGCCAGAGGCUGCCUCUGCCACCAGUAAGAGGGCUGGAGAGCAGGCCUAGAGGGAGAGUUCCACAGGGGGUGGGUGCUGGAGGUAGGCAAGGAAUCCGCUUUCUCUCCCCUGACCAGCCCUCCUUUUAUCUCUCCAGAUACGGACAAUCAAGGGGAGAGAGGGUGUGGUGGGUCCCUAGGUUCUCAUUCCAGCCAAAAUCACCAAGGUGGAUUCCCAGGCCUCAGAGCUGCAUGGCAGGGCCCCCUGGUGGGGUUGGACACCACUGCAGUCAAGUGCAAAGCCACCCCUGAGAGCCCAGGUGUCCCCUCACCCCAACCAGACCUGGUGCCUUGACACCCCACCCCAGCUGGGACAGUAUAGAGAAGGAAGGGUCUUGGUUUCCUCUCCUACUCUCUUCCUUGGGCUCCUGAAUUCAUUUGCUUUUAAAUCUUAGUAUUUUUUGUUGUUGUUUCCCUGGCCUUCCUUUCUCUGUCAACACCUCUUUCCCUGUGUCUUUUUCACUGUCUCUGUGUACCUCUUCUUUCACCCUCAAUAUCUCUUGUGUCCAUUCGGGCCUUCUCCCCUCUCUCCCAUGCCCCCCAGUCCCUCCUUGGUCUCCUUUUCGAUAUGCCAAACCAAUUUUGGGUCGAGUGCAUUUAACGAGAACAAAACAAAAGGCUCAUAACAAGAACGUUUCAGAAAAAAACAAAAAGUUUAAAAAAAAUUGUUGAGUCAAAAAAAUCAAACAAUAAAGAAAUUAAGAUUUCUUGGAA